This is a messenger RNA of Melitaea cinxia (Glanville fritillary), 931 nucleotides long. Its product is annotated as brachyurin-like. The transcript has 5 exons. Gene Ontology annotation, biological process: proteolysis. The record is from RefSeq and is a predicted model, not a curated record. Gene Ontology annotation, molecular function: serine-type endopeptidase activity. NCBI's taxonomy places the organism in Eukaryota, Metazoa, Arthropoda, Insecta, Lepidoptera, Nymphalidae. Bases 1 to 885 code for a protein of 294 amino acids.
AUGAAGUUUGCUGUGAUCUUUUUGUCCUUGGUUGUAUAUGCUUCCGCUUCGGCCUACUUACAAAUCUCACACGAGUUCUCUCCCUACGGAUACUUAACUAAGCAUGGUAUCCCCGAGGCUGAGAGAAUUAGAGAAGCUGAAGAGAAAAUUUUAAGUGGCAACCGAAUUACUGGUGGCUCCCCAGCUCAUCUUGGCCAAUUUAAAUACCAGGCAGGACUAUUAUCCGAAAUCAUCGGUAUCCCUAACCAAAGAGGUAUAUGUGGUGCGUCUCUCGUAAGCCCCAACCGUCUCCUCACAGCAGCUCACUGCUGGUACGAUGGCCGUAAUCAAGCUUGGAGACUAACAGUCGUUCUUGGCUCACACCUCCUUUACAGUGGAGGUACUAGAAUUAUGACCAGUGAUGUCGUAGUGCAUCCAGUCUGGUUCCCGCUACUGGUUCGCAAUGAUAUUGCUGUCAUCCGCCUUCCAAGCAAUGUGCAAUUCUCCGACACUAUUGGACCUGUUGCUUUACCUCUUGGAGAUCUCAGCACCCAGCUGUUCCAAGGAGAAACAGCAGUUGCAUCUGGUUUUGGAAUUACCCAAGAUGGUGGUGGUAUCGGUGAUGACCACUUCUUGAGCUACGUCUCAAUGGAUAUCCUUUCUCCAACAGAAUGCACCCUUGCAUUCCCAUUACAAGCAAAGUCUGCAACUCUUUGUACUCGAACCACUGGUGGAACCAGUACAUGUCGAGGUGACUCUGGUGGCCCCCUUGUGGUUCGAAGAAAUGGAAAUUCAGUUCUGGUUGGCAUUACUUCUUUCGGAUUGGCUUUCGGUUGUCAACUUGGCUAUCCCGCUGCCUUCAUUAGAGUGACGUCAUACCUAAAUUUCAUUAAUGAAAAUCUAUAAAUCGAAACAUAUAACACAAAUAUUGAUAAAACUCUUAAUGAUUGAA